Messenger RNA from Aureobasidium namibiae CBS 147.97, 1059 nucleotides. RefSeq lists its product as uncharacterized. The record is from RefSeq and is a predicted model, not a curated record. Bases 1 to 1059 code for a protein of 352 amino acids. The transcript has 3 exons. Lineage: Eukaryota; Fungi; Ascomycota; Dothideomycetes; Dothideales; Saccotheciaceae.
AUGAACAACCUUCGACCAUGGAUCCCUACCUACAUUAGAGGCAUCCAAGUCGUCCCCAUGCACGCUGCUGGCAAUAAGGACAACGAGCGUCGCCCCACCACUGGCGCCAGCAUUGGUGACAGCCUCCAGUACCAACUGCAGCAGUCUCCGCAGAUUCAUCACGCUCAGCAACAGUAUGAGCCUGUUGUUCCGAAUGGCCAGUAUCGCGAGGAUGAGCCAUACCCCACCGACAUCUAUCCUUUCGUCGAGUCCGCCGAGCUGCUCAACGACUUCACCACAGACCGGGCAUGCAGCAGCUCGAGUCCGAUGCGCGCCAGCCCUACUUUCUUGACAGUGCUUCUGCUUCGACUUCAACUGCACGUACGACCAUCUCGCCUCAGCAGCAACGUCGUGACAUCUCUGUUCAGGAGAUGUCACCUCUUUCUCAUGAUGUCACUACCACGCGUCCCGUCAUACAGCCCAGUCAUGCUGCCACCAUUUUCCUCGAGAUCACUGCAGGGCAGAAAGGUCGUCAACCGUCAAAACUGCGUCAUUAAGGUCUCUAGGAGGACUCGCCAAAAUAGCUUGAGGCUCAAAAACACCACCUUCUCGAGUGCGAGCAAGUGCGAGCAAGUGUGUGAAGACGGGAACGAACUUGUGUUCACUCCCGGUCAGAGCUUUGCGACUUUCCAGGGCAACAGCAGUGCUGCUUCUAGCACCUUCCGCACUCCUUCAAAGGCCAGUGUCUUGAAGCUGCUCAACAUCGGUCCUACUCCUGAUGGAGCAUCGAACAAGGCUUCGUCCUUGUCACCAGUCAAGAUCCUUGGCUCUGGCUUAUCCUCUCCAUCGCGUCAGCCUGUGCUUAGAGAUGGUCCUCCUUUCAGCACCGAGGUUGUUCCCAAUGUUACCGAGACUUGCUUCGUGCGUUUCGGUAUGAUUCCUGCCGAAUGCAUUCUCAUUGCAGAAGGUGUUGAGGAGAUCUUUGAAAGUGCUCUUUUUGUAGACACUUUUGGCUUCAUCUACCUUCCCGGGGACUUCCGGCUGGAUGGGAAACAUGAAACAGGGAGUAUAUCUCGCUGA